AUGGUUAUUACUGGCCAUUGGAUUGACUUGAAUUGGAAGCUACAAAAGAGAGUGCUCAACUUUGUUCACAUGCCACCUCCUAGACGAGGGGUUGAGAUUGCUGCUUCACUCUUCAAAUGUGUGAAGGAUUGGGGUAUUGAGCAAAAAAUACACACAAUUUCAGUUGACAAUGCUUCGGCCAAUGAUGUGGCUAUUAGAGUUUUGCGGGAUGAUUUUAGUAGAUCGAAGAAGCUAUUAGGUGGCGGCAAGUUGUUUCAUGUUCGAUGUUGUGCGCAUAUUUUGAAUCUUAUUGUUCAAGUCGGCCUUUCUGAGAUUGCGGACAUUGUAAACAAAAUUAGAGACAGCGUCGAUUUUGUCAAUCGCUCGAAGACCAGAUUAUUGUUGUUCGCUGAGAUUGCACAACAACGUCAAAUACCCGGGAGGAAGUUGCUUUAUGAUUGUCGAACAAGAUGGAAUGUCACCUUCGAAAUGCUAAGCUGUGCUAUGAAGUUCAAAGAUGUUUUUCCUCGUCUUCAAGAUAGAGAUCCACUAUAUGAUUCCUGUCCAGCUUAUGAUUAUUGGGAAAAAGUAGAAAAAGUGUGCUCUGUGUUAGAGAAAUUUUGGGCAGCCACGCAUGUAAUAUCCGGGAGUGAAUAUCCUACGAGCAAUUUGUUCCUUCAAGAGAUUGUGAAAAUUAAGAAAGUCUUAGAUUCUCGAGCGAAUGAUGAAAUUGACUUCAUCCGAGCUAUGAUUAGAAAGAUGAAGGCCAAGUUCGACAAAUAUUGGGGCGAAUGCAAUUUGUUAAUGGCUAUUGCUGCCAUUUUAGAUCCAAGGCAGAAAAUGAGAGUUGUUGAGUUCGCCUUCCCUCAAAUGUUUCCAUCUUUUGAGGCACAAGAAAAUAUUUGCAGCGUGAAGAAAGCUUUAUUUGAGCUUUAUGAUGAGUAUGAAGAUUUGAAUGCAACUGGAAAUGAAAAUGCAGUCCACUCAUGUGCUUCAAAAGGGCCACAAAAAAAUGCAACAUCUUCUUUUAGGUGGGUUGACUUUGAUGAGUACUGUGAUGAAAUGGAGACUACCAAGCCACAGAAAUCUGAAUUGGUGGAUUAUUUAGAAAAGGCUCGCCUAAAGACUGGUUCCAACCCAAAUGCCUAUGAUUGUUUGGAGUAG
This is a messenger RNA of Coffea arabica (coffee), 1143 nucleotides long. RefSeq names its product zinc finger BED domain-containing protein RICESLEEPER 2-like. NCBI's taxonomy places the organism in Eukaryota, Viridiplantae, Streptophyta, Magnoliopsida, Gentianales, Rubiaceae. Gene Ontology annotation, molecular function: DNA binding. The record is from RefSeq and is a predicted model, not a curated record.